This is a messenger RNA of Ochlerotatus camptorhynchus, 1599 nucleotides long. RefSeq lists its product as uncharacterized. Gene Ontology annotation, molecular function: zinc ion binding; nucleic acid binding. The record is from RefSeq and is a predicted model, not a curated record. The transcript has a single exon. NCBI's taxonomy places the organism in Eukaryota, Metazoa, Arthropoda, Insecta, Diptera, Culicidae. Bases 1 to 1599 code for a protein of 532 amino acids.
AUGCCACCCACCAACCGGAAAGGAUUGUCAUCCCUGAAGCAACUGAGGGUUCAAUUGGACGACUUGAAAUCCUCGUUCGAUGACAUUUGGUCUUUCAUUCUGAAGUUUUCUGAUGAAACCACCGGUACUCAAGUCGAAGUUCGAUUGGAACGGAUCGCUGAUUUGUGGGAGAGAUUUAGUGAGAAUUUGGUCGAGCUAAAAUCUCAUGAAGACUUCGAAGAUGAGGAGAAUUAUUAUAGUAAGUUACGCAAGCACUUGAGCGAUCGCUAUUAUGAAGCCAAAACCUUCCUGUUGGACAAAAGCAAGGCCCUUCGCGUUUCUUCUGAGUUGGAACAGUCCGCCCAUGAACAAUCAAUGUCAGGUGUUGUCGGUCAUGUCCGGUUACCGCAGAUCAAACUCCAAUCAUUCAACGGGGACAUCAAUGACUGGUUGAGCUUCCGAGACCUGUUUACCUCGCUCAUCCACUGGAGGACUGAUUUACCAGGGGUGGAGAAAUUUCAUUAUUUUAAAGGGUGUCUUCAAGGUGAACCUAAAAGCCUAAUCGAUCCGCAGAAAAUUACCAAGGUGAACUACCAGAUAGCUUGGGAUACUCUGGUAAAGAAGUACAACAACAACAAGCAGUUGAAGAAAAAGCAGGUCCAAUCUUUCUUCAAACUUCUGACCCUCUCCAAGGAAUCUGUUGUUGAGUUACGAAAUCUGGUCGAAGGUUUCGACCGAGUCGUCCAAACACUUGAUCAAAUCGUGGAACCUGCUGAGUACAAGGAUCUCCUAUUGGUGAAUCUGCUCACGAUGCGACUGUAUCCAUCAACUCGUCGAACAUGGGAAGAAUAUUCGGCCAACAAGGAGAUGGAUUUACUGACAGAUCUCACCGAAUUUCUGCGUCAGCGAAUGCAAGUAUCCCUUCCAUCUAGGCAGACGGACAACAAGUUCGUGCAUCAGCAACAACCACCACCGAAGCCGAAAGCUUCAACAAUCAAAGCAAGCUACAAUUCGAUUCAAGUGUCAGGAGGAAGAUGUGUGGCUUGUAAGGAUAACCACCUUCUAUACCAAUGUUCCGCAUUCCAAGGACUUUCUAUGCCGGAUCGGGAUUCUCUACUGAAAUCUCAAGGACUUUGCCGGAAUUGCUUUCGAUUGGGGCAUCGGGCAAAGGAUUGCCAAUCCAAAUUUUCCUGUCGGAUCUGCAAGAACCGUCAUCACACUCUGGUUUGCUCCAAGUCGGAGAAAAAUCACACUGUAACGGUCGCAGCGAUUGCUGGGGGCAACCAUCCUUCGAAUUCCAAGGAAUCCCAUGGCUCCUCAGGUUCCAACUCAAUCCAACUGGCUAACGUGGCAGCCACUGACCUUUCGGUAUGCGGUACGUCUAAUCAACUCACGUUACAAGUCCUUUUAGUGACAGCAGUAGUCAUCGUCGAGCACGACGUUGGUUCAAGGUACCACGCCCGUGCUCUUCUCGAUUCCGGUUCAGAGAGCAACUUCGUAUCGGAACGGUUAACCCAAAGGAUGAAGGUUAUCAGGAAUAAGGUCGACGUCUCGGUCCCUGGUAUACGACAAGGUGCUACCAAGGUCAAACAUACAGUCCAAGCGGUCAUACGUUCGUGA